Andrographis paniculata is the source of this 1535-nucleotide messenger RNA. RefSeq lists its product as uncharacterized. Bases 160 to 1200 code for a protein of 346 amino acids. The record is from RefSeq and is a predicted model, not a curated record. Lineage: Eukaryota; Viridiplantae; Streptophyta; Magnoliopsida; Lamiales; Acanthaceae. The transcript has 7 exons.
UACAAUUUCCUCGGUAAAAAUCAUUAAAAUUGUUAACACAGGCGCGCGUCUCGAGCGAAUAAAAAGCGUAUAACAAGGUUGAAAUUGAAAGGGAAUGGGCAAAAAUUCGCCGAUUGAGUGAACAUUCCUUCCGCGCAUCCGAAUUCCGAUGAGAGAGUGAUGGGGUUUGAAUCUGGUGAUUGCUGCUGUAGUGCCGAAGAGAAGGUCAUAUUGGGCGUUGACGGCGGGGCCACCAACACUGUAUGCGUUUGUCUGCCGCUACUUCAAUUGUCCGACCAUCGACUGAUGCUCGAUCCUCUCCCAAUUCUAGGCCGCGCAUACGGUGGUUGCUCGAAUUAUAACAGCGCGGGAGAAACUGCAGCCAGGGAAACACUAGAACAACUUAUAACAGAAGCUCUUUCAAGAGCAGGCAAGAAUCAUUCAGCUGUUUCUGCUGUUUGCUUAGGGGUUUCUGGUGUGAAUAAUGCAUCUGAUCAGGAGAGAAUACUGAAUUGGAUGAGGGCAAUAUUCCCAGGCCAUGUAAAGAUAUACGUGCACAAUGAUGCUGUAGCAGCUCUCGCGAGUGGAACAAUGGGAAAGCUACAUGGUUGUGUUCUGAUUGCUGGUACGGGAUGCAUUGCAUAUGGAUUUACCGAUGAUGGAAGAGAAGCUCGAGCUGCUGGUGCUGGACCUGUGUUAGGUGACUGGGGAAGUGGUUAUGGGAUUGCUUCUCGAGCAUUGACAGCAGUGAUGAAGUCACACGAUGGCCGUGGUCAAGAAACUAUGCUUACAAAGCAUGUCCUGGACUUCCUUGGUCUUUCCACUCCAGAUGAAAUCAUAGGGUGGACCUAUGCAGAUUCGUCUUGGGCCAGAAUUGCAGCACUUGUUCCUGUUGUAGUAUCUUGUGCUGAAGCUGGUGAUCAAAUUGCAGAUGAGAUCUUGCAUAAUGCAGUUGAAGAAUUGGCACUAACUGUUAAAGCUGUUGUGCAGCGACUAUCUUUGGCUGGGAAAGAUGGAAAUAAAUCUUUCCCUGUUGUCAUGGUUGGUGGGGUUCUUGAAGCCAACAAGAAGUGGGAUAUAGGGAAAGAAGUAACUGACAUGAUUUUGAAGGCCUACCCAAGCGCUUGCCCUAUAUGGCCAAAGGUGGAACCUGCCAUUGGAGCUGCCUUGUUUGCUAUGAACUCCAUGAUGAAAGAACACGAAGAAAAUGGCCACAGAUGACACUAUAAUUAUCAAAACCUAAGGGUUGCUAGGAGAUCUCUUAAUCCCAGUCAUCCAGAGGGAGUAUUCUGUACAAUCAAUUAAUUAUCAAAUGGUUCCAAUGUCCAAAAUGUUUCAGGCUGACUCUUCCCUAUGCCAAGAUUAUGACAUUCAUCCAACUUCUGACAUUUUCUGUACUUACUACUACUUACCACAGUAUCUAUUGUCAGUUACUUUCCCUCAUUUAGUGUUCUGUUUCUGUACUCCCCACACUAGAAAGAGCAAAAUGGCUCAUUAGGACAUUUGUAAGGAUAUGUUGUGGCUAUUUAGAUAAAACCCUCCAGGCUUCAAGUGCA